Myotis brandtii (Brandt's bat) is the source of this 1929-nucleotide messenger RNA. It is a transcript of the gene CA8, whose product is annotated as carbonic anhydrase VIII. Bases 1 to 792 code for a protein of 263 amino acids. Gene Ontology annotation, molecular function: carbonate dehydratase activity; zinc ion binding. NCBI's taxonomy places the organism in Eukaryota, Metazoa, Chordata, Mammalia, Chiroptera, Vespertilionidae. The record is from RefSeq and is a predicted model, not a curated record. The transcript is spliced from 9 exons.
AUGUACACUUCAACAUACGGUGUUGAAUGGGGGUUGGUGUUUCCUGAUGCGAAUGGGGAGUACCAGUCUCCCAUUAACCUGAAUUCAAGGGAAGCCAGAUAUGACCCCUCACUGCUGGAUGUCCGCCUCUCGCCAAAUUACGUAGUCUGCCGAGACUGUGAGGUCACCAAUGAUGGACAUACCAUUCAGGUUAUCCUGAAGUCAAAAUCAGUUCUUUCGGGAGGUCCAUUGCCUCAAGGGCAUGAAUUCGAACUGUAUGAGGUUCGAUUUCAUUGGGGAAGAGAAAACCAGCGUGGUUCUGAGCACACAGUUAAUUUCAAAGCUUUUCCCAUGGAGUUGCAUCUGAUCCACUGGAACUCCACCCUGUUUGGCAGUAUUGACGAGGCUGUGGGGAAGCCGCAUGGAAUCGCCAUCAUUGCUUUGUUUGUUCAGAUAGGAAAAGAACAUGUAGGCCUAAAGGCUGUGACCGAAAUCCUCCAGGAUAUUCAGUAUAAGGGGAAGUCCAAAAUAAUACCCUGCUUUAAUCCUAACACUUUAUUACCGGAUCCUCUGUUGCGUGAUUAUUGGGUGUAUGAAGGCUCGCUCACUAUUCCACCUUGCAGUGAAGGUGUCACCUGGAUAUUAUUCCGAUACCCUUUAACUAUAUCCCAGCUACAGAUUGAAGAAUUCCGAAGGCUGAGGACACAUGUGAAGGGGGCAGAACUCGUGGAAGGCUGUGAUGGGAUUUUGGGAGACAAUUUUAGACCCACGCAGCCACUUAGUGACAGAGUCAUCAGAGCUGCAUUUCAGUAGCCAAAGGGAACAGGAACAAGCCCGGCUUCCUCCGGAGGAAGACAAUGGUGGUAUAGUGCCCUAGGAUGAGAACGGAAACGUCUGAGCUGCAGCUUUGGUUUUUCCUGAAAGCCUGCAUUGUUUGUCUUCCUCUAACCCAGCUUUGAUGGACAUCUCUGGCAGUUGCCUGUACACAAGCUCUAAUGAAAUAUUAGGAAUGGCUGUACAUUGAAAAGAAGCCCCAUAUUAUAUAUCACUGCUGGUAGUAUUCAUAUUUUUUACACACACUGUUUAUUGCUUAUAUGUAGAAGAAAUGAAACUAGUUUUCAGAGUUGUUAUUAAUAUGAAUAUAUAUCAUGUACUAAUGUCGAGACAGGAAAAAUACAUUUCCAGCAUUAGCAGUCCUUCAUUUCCUGUCUCCAACAGAAAAUCCACUCCUUCGGAGAAUAAUGUAAGUCUUGAUAAUAAAAUAAGAGUUUUGAUUAAAAACAGCAUACAGCUUCAAAGUGGAAUGUAAAGGAUUAGUAAAAAUCAUAUCUCAUGUUAUUUCCUAGCCCUCACACCACAGCUGAUGUCAGGCUGGGUUGUUAUUAUGGAAAACAGUUUGGGAAUUAAUGCAAAAACAUACUCACUUUAUAUAUUUCUGUCUUAGUAAAAGGAUUUAUUUGAAGAUACGAAUCUAAUCAUAUUUAUUUGACAUAUUAGAAGCUGUGGUUUCUAAGACAAAAAGAAAGUAGGUACCUUGAAUAGCUCCUUUUCCAUGAUAGAAACAUAAAUUUAAUAGUACCCCUAUAAUAAUUUAGUGGUGUACAUUUUGUAAAACUUCAAAAUAUUUUAUUCUGUGAAUUUCAUGUCUUCAGUAUAUUGAAACGUUUCUUUCAAAGGUGGCCAACAGUAUAUUUUAAUUAAUUAUAAGUGUUGCUGGCAAAUUUUAGCAUAUAUUUAUAUAUAGUUAAGUGUGACAGAAUGAGAUGACUUAUGUAAAACAGUAGAGUGCCUGGUGCAAAGCAAGUACUUAAUAAAUGUUUAUUGUCAUAAUUAUUGUCAUAAAACUAAUAACUUCAAAAAUAUAGUCCUGAUUUGGAGGGAUUUUGUGAUGCAAAAUAUAUGUUAGAAAUAGAAAUAAUACAGGUAGAAUAAGCAUGUGCUGAGAGAUUU